UCCAGAGAGCAGGAAGAUGAUUGAGUCUCUGGGAAAACUGGCUUUUGAUCAGCUGCAGAAAGGAAACCUGAUCUUCUAUGAAUCAGACCUGACAGAGUGUGGCAUCGAUAUCAGAGCAGCCUCAGUGUACUCAGGAGUGUUCACACAGAUCUUUAAAGAGGAGAGAGGUCUGUACCAGGACAAGGUGUUCUGCUUCGUCCAUCUGAGUGUUCAGGAGUUUUUGGCUGCUCUUCAUGUUCAUCGGACCUUCAUUAACUCUGGAGUCAACCUGAUGGAAGAAAAACAAACAUCUGAGAGCCUUUCAUUAUCUAGAGACUCUAAACUAAAUUCUCUCCAUCAGAGAGCUGUUGACCAGGCCUUACAGAGUCCAAAUGGACACCUGGACUUGUUCCUUCGCUUCCUCCUGGGACUUUCACUGCAGACCAAUCAGAGACUCCUACAAGGUCUGCUGACACAGACAGGAAGUAGCUCACAGACCAAUCAGGAAACAGUUCAAUACAUCAAGGAGAAGAUCAGUGAGAAUGUGUCUGCAGAGAAAAGCAUCAAUCUGUUCCACUGUCUGAAUGAACUGAAUGAUCGUUCUCUAGUGGAGGAGAUCCAACAGUCUCUGAGUUCAGGAAGUCUCUCCACAGAUAAACUGUCUCCUGCUCAGUGGUCAGCUCUGGGUUUCAUCUUAGUGUCAUCAGGAAAAGAUCUGGAUGUGUUUGACCUGAAGAAAUACUCUGCUUCAGAGGAGAUUCUUCUGAGGCUGUUGCCAGUGGUUAAAGCCUCCAACAAAGUUCUACUGAGUGGCUCUAACCUCUCAGAGAGAAGCUGUGAAGCUCUGUCCUCAGUUCUCAGCUCCCAGUCCUCCAGUCUCAGAGAACUGGACCUGAGUAACAACAACCUGCAGGAUUCAGGAGUGAAGCUUCUCUCUGCUGGACUGAAGAGUCCAAACUGCAACCUGGAAACUCUCAGACUGAGUGUCUGUAACCUCUCAGAGAGAAGCUGUGAAGCUCUGUCCUCAGUUCUCAGCUCCCAGUCCUCCAGUCUCAGAGAACUGGACCUGAGUAACAACAACCUGCAGGAUUCAGGAGUGAAGCUUCUCUCUGCUGGACUGAAGAGUCCAAACUGCAACCUGGAAACUCUCAGCUUAUCAGGCUGUUUAGUCUCAAAGAAAGGCUGUGCUUCUCUGGCCUCAGCUCUGACCUCCAACCCCUCCCAUCUGAAAGAGUUGGACCUGAGCUACAAUCAUCCAGGAGACUCAGGAGUGAAGCUGCUGUCGGCUGGACUGAAGGAUCCACACUGGAGACUGGAAGCUCUCAGACUGAGUGGCUGUAACCUCUCAUGGAGAAGCUGUGAAGCUCUGUCCUCAGUUCUCAGCUCCCAGUCCUCCAGUCUCAGAGAACUGGACCUGAGUAACAACAACCUGCAGGAUUCAGGAGUGAAGCUUCUCUCUGCUGGACUGAAGAGUCCAAACUGCAACCUGGAAACUCUCAGCUUAUCAGGCUGUUUGGUCUCAGAGGAAGGCUGUGCUUCUCUGGCCUCAGCUCUGACCUCCAACCCCUCCCAUCUGAAAGAGUUGGACCUGAGCUACAAUCAUCCAGGAGACUCAGGAGUGAAGCUGCUGUGGGCUGGACUGAAGGAUCCACACUGGAGACUGGAAGCUCUCAGACUGAGUUACUGUAACCUCUCAGAGAGAAGCUGUGAAGCUCUGUCCUCAGUUCUCAGCUCCCAGUCCUCCAGUCUCAGAGAACUGGACCUGAGUAACAACAACCUGCAGGAUUCAGGAGUGAAGCUUCUCUCUGCUGGACUGAAGAGUCCAAACUGCAACCUGGAAACUCUCAGCUUAUCAGGCUGUUUGGUCUCAGAGGAAGGCUGUGCUUCUCUGGCCUCAGCUCUGACCUCCAACCCCUCCCAUCUGAAAGAGUUGGACCUGAGCUACAAUCAUCCAGGAGACUCAGGAGUGAAGCUGCUGUCGGCUGGACUGAAGGAUCCACACUGGAGACUGGAAGCUCUCAGGGUGAGGCCUGCUGGAGGCCGAUUCUUGACUCCAGGUCUGAGGAAAUAUUCCUGUCAACUCACCAUCGACACAAACACAGUGAGCAGAAAACUCAAACUGUCUGAAGACAACAGGAAGGUGACAUGGGAGGAGCUUCAGUCAUAUCCUGGUCAUCCAGACAGAUUUGAUUUUCCUCAGCUGCUGUGUAGAACUGGUCUGACUGGUCGCUGUUACUGGGAGGUUGAGUGGAGAGGAGAUGUUAAUAUAUCAGUGAGUUACAGAAGAAUCAGGAGGAAAGGAUUCAGUAGAGACAGUUUGUUUGGAUGGAAUGAUCAUUCCUGGAGUCUGAGCUGCUCUGAUGAUGUUGGUUACUCUGUCUGGCACAAUGACAGAGAAACUCCUCUCUCCUCCUCCUCUGUCUCUAACAGAGUAGCAGUGUAUGUGGACUGUCCUGCUGGCAUUCUGUCCUUCUACAGAGUCUCCUCUGACUCACUGAUCCUCCUCCACACCUUCAACACCACAUUCACUGAACCUCUGAUUCCUGGAUUUAGGUUCUGGAGGUCCAGUUCUGGUUCCUCUUCAGUGUUCCUGAGCUGAUUUGAGUCUAAAGUUUUUCCUCCUGUUAGAGAAACUCUCUCACUGUUGAAAAGAUAGUUCAGUCUCUACAAUCUAUUUCUUGGUGAAACGAUUCUGAUUGAGUCCUUGGAAACUUUUUCUUCUUCCAGUCCUUCAAUAAUGGAAACUGGGAUUAUUCCAGGAUUAUUCCAGGAUUAUUCCAGGAUCCUCAUGUUUUUCUGUCUGUUUCCAGUCAAAAAUUCACACUGAAUAUCAAGAUGUUGUUUCUCUUAUUUUUUACAUUCAUUCAUCAGAUUUCAUUGAAAUAUUGAUCAGUUUUUCUCAAUCUGAUCAUUUUCUGUUUCUAUCGGCUCCUAUUUUUCUCAACAUGUCAGAUUUGAAUAUUAAAUCUUCUUAUUGUAAA
Molecule: messenger RNA, 2960 nt
Organism: Poeciliopsis prolifica (blackstripe livebearer)
Lineage: Eukaryota; Metazoa; Chordata; Actinopteri; Cyprinodontiformes; Poeciliidae
Product: ribonuclease inhibitor-like
Exons: 10
Coding region: 17-2578 (853 amino acids)
Molecular function (GO): protein binding
Source: RefSeq, a predicted model, not a curated record